Molecule: messenger RNA, 1065 nt
Organism: Trichoderma breve
Lineage: Eukaryota; Fungi; Ascomycota; Sordariomycetes; Hypocreales; Hypocreaceae
Product: isocitrate/isopropylmalate dehydrogenase domain-containing protein
Exons: 2
Coding region: 1-1065 (354 amino acids)
Molecular function (GO): oxidoreductase activity, acting on the CH-OH group of donors, NAD or NADP as acceptor; magnesium ion binding; NAD binding
Source: RefSeq, a predicted model, not a curated record
AUGGCACCCCGCCAGUCUCUCAAAAUCGCCGUCAUCCCUGGCGAUGGCAUCGGAAAAGAGAUCAAGCUAGAGUUUGAACAUUUCGACUUUGCGAGCUGUGACUAUUACAAGGAACAUGGCGCAAUGCUGCCCCCCGACUGGAAGGAGAAGCUUCUUCCGUUUGACGCCAUCUACUUUGGAGCCGUGGGUAUGCCAGAUCUCGUUCCGGACGAUGUAUCCCUAUGGGGUAGCUUGAUUAAGUUUCGCCGCGAAUUUGAUCAGUAUAUCAACCUCCGCCCUUGUCGCCUAAUGCCUGGUGUCCCGAGUCCAUUGGCUGGCCGCAAGCCGGGCGAUAUUGACUUUUGGAUUGUGCGGGAGAACACCGAGGGAGAGUACAGCAGCAUUGGAGGGAAAAUGUAUGAGGGGACGGACCGUGAGAUUGUGAUUCAAGAAACGAUCAUGUCAAGGACGGGAGUGGAUCGCGUACUCAAAUAUGCCUUUGAUCUUGCGCUGAGCCGACCGCGCAAGCUGUUGACCAGCGCAACGAAGAGUAAUGGUAUUAGCAUCACCAUGCCUUACUGGGACUCCAGGGUUCAGGAGAUGUCUACCAAAUAUCCAGACGUCACCGUCGAAAAAUACCACAUCGACAUCCUGACAGCUCAUUUUGUCCAACGGCCCAAGAAAUUCGACGUCGUAGUCGGCAGCAACCUGUUUGGCGAUAUUCUGUCAGAUCUCGGCCCUGCAUGCACUGGCACCAUUGGCAUCGCUCCGUCAGCUAACAUCAACCCCGAUGGCAAGUUCCCAAGCCUCUUCGAACCAGUACAUGGAAGCGCUCCGGACAUUGCUGGAAAGGGCAUUGCGAACCCAGUGGGCAUGAUUUGGGCUGGUCAGAUGUUACUGCACCACUUUGAGCAUCGCGAGGCGGCAGACGCAUUGCUUAAAGCAAUCGAGGCCGUCAUGGCUCGCGCUGAUGCAGAGGUUGUUACGCCUGAUAUGGGUGGCAAGGGGACAACAAAAAAGUUUGGAGACGCCAUUAAGGAUGAGAUUUGGCAGACAGCGAUAAAGAACGGCAAGUGGAAACCUUGA